GCGGCCCCUUUUAUCGUCCGUCAAAAUACAAAUUAAACAGGAACCUAAAUAAAGGAAGCUAAUGUGACACUUUAAACGUCUUUGCAUAUAUAACAUCCAUAUAUGACUGAAAACAGAAAACCGAAAAACAUUGACAUUAUCACGCUAUUAUCGCUACACAAUCGACAUUUGGAUCGUUCUCCAAAAUGGCAGGUAAAAAACCGUGAACUGAAGAAGCUAGCUCAUUUCCCAAACCUUUUUUUUGCCAGUUAAGUCGCCACGAGCAGCCGAACGUAGCCGAAGAUUUCCGAGCGCCUCCGAGCCCCGUGGGCGCACAAAAGCAGCACCGAGGGAAACCUCGCUCCAGAUGGCCGCUUGGCUGUGUUGUUGUCGGCGUCGGUUCCUCCGCGGUGGUUGAAAAAGGGAGAAAAGGCGACCAGCUGACCAGACCUCACUUUGCCGCGUCCUCAUCUGAUCAAGAGUGAUGAAGAUGAUGAGGGGGUUGGCUUGUAUGUUGCUCGGCAACCUGCUCUGCACGGUCGCAUCAGCGUCGCUGAAAGUCAGAGAAGAACACAGGACAGCCUUUUUCGGCGAAGACAUUCACAUCGACAUCCCGCCCGGCGACGUCGGCGAGGUGGUGUUCAAGCCCAAGACCAACAAGUCCGCCGAGGUGGUUCUUCUUCGCGCCGGCAAAACGGUGGACGCCCGCGGUCGUCUCAAUUCCUUCGGCCACCUGGUACUGGAGGACGUGCAGAAGGAGGACGAGGGCGUGUACGUCGUCAGCAAAAACGCCAACAUGCUCAAACGCCUCGUCCUCAUCGUCAGAGACUGCGCCGUGGAGGAGGUGGUGAAGUACGGAGACACCUACUACAUCCACUUGAACAAGGAGGAAGGUCCAAUCAGCCUCGAGUUCAGACCCAGUCCCGUGCUGCACGGCAAUCAGUCGGACCUGCUGCACCUGCACGCCACGCAGCCGCCGGCCGUGCUCCUGUACCGCCAACCGCUGGUGCUGGCCGACACCUACGCCGGACGUCUGAGCGCGUCUGAAAAAAGUGUGGCGCUGCACUCAGUGGAGAAGACUGACGAGGGAAGUUACACCGUGCGCGACCAUGAGGGCAAAGUCCGGCGGAGGAACUGCCUCCACGUGCGAGAGCACCAGGACUUCCUGCAGCUUUCCAGCGGAGCCGACGUGGCCAUGAAACUCUACCUGCACCACUCCCACGUCAGCGUGGUCUACAGGCCCAAGUCAGGCCACCAGGACCGGCUCAUCCUGGAGCACGGCACUCUGAUGACAUCUCAGGACCCCCAGCUGGGGGGGCGCUUGAACGCGGAGGGCUCGGAGCUGGUCUUGAAGAACGUCCGCAUGUCCGACGAGGGCGUUUUCAAAGUCACGGACUCGGCAGGUUUCCCUGUGGCUUACAUCUACAUAAGUGUGGUCGCCUCCAAGCUCCCGCCGCUGACGGUGGCCAUCUUGGCCCUGCUGAGUCUCAUCGCCUUCAUGCUGCUGGUCUGCCUGCUGUCCUGUUUCUACAAAGUCCACAAGAGGAACGAGAAGAACAAGAAGCUGAUGCUGCUCGCUCAGCAGGCCGGCAAGGGGGAGGGCGAGGCCUUCAGACAUGUGGUUGAAGAGGCGUACACCAGGUUCGCGGAGGAGUCUCUCAUGCAGUCGGCGUGCGACCAACCGUCCGAGGUGACAGAGGUCACCAUCAAGGGCCUGGAGGUGUCCAAACCGGGCUGCUACCAGGCUCUCAACUCAGACGCCACCCUCCUGGAGAUGAGCGACUCCGGAGUGGAGUUCACCUCCUCGGGCCUCCCUUUGGACAGCGACACGGAUGCCGUGACCUGCGCCUCCCACAAGCCCCUCCUCGAUGCUCACUCCCCAGGCGCAGCGGCCACCCAGGAGGCCACCCUAGUCCUCGACGGCGACUUGAGUGCCAGUCCGGCCUCCAACGCUCACUCAUUCGCCGCUGCGUCACCUGUGACGCCUUCGGGGGGCGGAGCCGGAACCGCUGAGACGUCGGCUUUGGUUGAGGGUGGAGAAGCUGAACGGAAGGACGAAGCGGCUGAGAGCACCUGAGAGGUUGUCAGCAUGGACACACACGUCCACCCCCGGAAGAACAAUCAUGGAUCCGGCCGUCAAGAACUUUAAGCACAACAACAGAAGAAGAAACACGUGUGACCACACUGGAAAUGCAUGCCUUUAACAUAAUCACAGGUUGUUUACAUCAGGACUGGACUGCAUGUGAGCCAGAAACACGCCAUUAGAUGAAAAGUUUUCAUAAAGGACGCAGCCAGGCUGGUCCAAACAAGGACAGAGAAGAUUGUUGCUGGCGGCGAUGAGGAGGACAAUGCCACAUCUAGUCAUCAGGUCGUACUAUCAAAAUCCUGCAGGUGAAUGACACCAAAGACUAAAUGAAUAAUCCACAUCAUUAAUCCGCUAAUUGCAGCACUUGGAAACCAUCAGGAAACCCCAUCCAGCCCAGGCUGCAACACACACGAGAAAAGCACAUGCCAAGAAGUAGCAGCUAAUGUACAUAAGCACAACUAUACUUAGUGAUUUUUUUAUGGCAUGUUUCUUAUUCAGAUACACACAAAAAAAUGCACUACUUCAGCUUGGCCAAUAUAAGCAAUAUUCCUGAUAAUAGCAGUGACUGAUUCAUCAAAACAAUCCCCCUAAAACUGUACUUUCCCUCACUGUUAUAAAGGCCUUAUCAGACACCUGAAACACCAGUGCGGUUUUUGGAAAUUUGAAAGGGGUAUGCGAGAGACCUCCGUGGCAUCACACCGGCUGCUUGGCACAUGUGCCCGAAUACAGUACACCUCGCUGGGCCACAGCAGGUGGCUCCCUUUGCUCUAUAUACGGUAUAGUUAGUCAAAUCCUAAUUUGUUCCAGUCCUACUGGAGGACACUCUGACAAAAGAGUAGUAUACUUAGCAUUUUUAUGACACUCUAAUAUGUAGGCCGGAAGUGUGUUGUUGUGUGUGGGUUGGGUCCUUUGACCGUUGCUAAGAGAGACAGACUGCAAUUGGUUAUUAGUAAAGCAUAUGGUGCAUCUGUAUUUUUUAUUAUGGUAUUUUACAUGUCCUUCAUGGGACUGACUUAGGUGUUCAUGUCUGGGAAAGGAGCUCAUUCAUAAACCGAGGACAGGACUUAUGUAGCUUCCAAUGCUAAGCUAAGUGCUAAUUAUGGAAAAUUGUAGUAUGUUUUGCUUGUUGUUAAUAAGUUUUAAAUGCACCAUAGUGUAGGUAGGUAUUAGCAACGCUAGUAAUUAGGGUAGAUUAGUGUUAUUAAAACCGCCUUCCUUUUUACGCCAAUGUUGCAUGGAUGCCAUGCCUCUUUGUGCACCGCUAGAGUAGAGUUUCCUUAAAAUACUAGCACGCGCUUGUUGGCGAGGCAAGAAAAUGUUAAGGCUUCAUGAAACCCGGCAAGGUUUCGGUUCCACGAAAUGUGAAGGAAGGAAAGAAUGAAGAAAGGACCCUGCUAUGAUGAAGCGUAUUGCACUCAAACAGCACAUUUCACACCACAUGAAAUGAGCUUUUACGGUGAAAAAGAACACUUUGUAUGCAUGCCAUGACAAAUGACCUUGAUAAAGGUUUGAUAAUACAGUAUAUACUCUCUGCCUUGAAUGCUUUGCUUGUACAGUACAAACCAAACGCCAGCUGGGAGAAUGAAUCUCGAUACUAAGUACCACCUUUUUGUAAUGCUUCUCUUUUUCUGUAUUGAAGGUGAUGUGUAUGAAUGGUUCACUCCAAUAAAAAUGCAU
This is a messenger RNA of Doryrhamphus excisus (bluestripe pipefish), 3742 nucleotides long. RefSeq lists its product as uncharacterized. The record is from RefSeq and is a predicted model, not a curated record. NCBI's taxonomy places the organism in Eukaryota, Metazoa, Chordata, Actinopteri, Syngnathiformes, Syngnathidae.